Molecule: messenger RNA, 559 nt
Organism: Camellia sinensis
Lineage: Eukaryota; Viridiplantae; Streptophyta; Magnoliopsida; Ericales; Theaceae
Source: RefSeq, a predicted model, not a curated record
ACCAAACAGCAGAGAGAAAAAAAAAAAAAAAGAUCCCACAUUCCCUUCCAUCUCUAUCCUCUUUCUCUCUCUACUCUCUCUCUACACUUUUUUUUUUUGUGUGUGUGGGUUCUGUGAAGGUGAAAUGCAAGAACAAGCAACGAGUUCCAUUGCAGCUAGCUCUCUACCUUCGAGCAGCGAAAGAUCUUCCAGCUCUGCUCUUCAGCUUGAAGUGAAAGAAGGAAUGGAGAGUGAUGAUGAGAUCAGGAGAGUGCCGGAGAUCGGCGGAGUCGCCCCCAGAGGGUCGGUGUCUUUCAGGGAAACCGGUUCGACGGCCGGUCCGGACCGGGUCCAGGCAUCUUCAGAGGGGAUGAGGAAGAGAGGAAGAAGUCCGGCUGACAAGGAAAACAAGCGGCUCAAAAGGUUGCUGAGGAACAGGGUAUCAGCACAACAAGCAAGGGAAAGGAAGAAGGCAUACCUAACAGAGUUGGAGGGUAGGGUUAAAGACUUGGAAAAGAAGAACUCUGAGCUUGAUGAGAGGGUCUCCACGUUGCAGAAUGAAAACCAGAUGCUUAGACAU